AUGUCUAUUUCCAACUCCAAUAAUAAUCUCGCUUUAAAUGAGUUUAAUCCGAGGAGGUGCGCUGCAUGCAAAUAUCUAAGAAGGCGGUGCUCCGAAGACUGCGUUCUCGCUCCGUACUUCCCCCCGUCCCUCCCUGAAAGAUUCACCUGCGUCCAUAGGAUCUUUGGCGCCAGCAAUGUCGCAAGAAUGCUCCAACAAUUGCCAGCUCACCAGCGAGCUCAAGCGGCCGACACCCUCUCGUUGGAGGCCUAUUGGCGGGUGCGCGACCCGGUCUACGGGAGCGUCGGGAUCAUCAACCUUCUGCAGCAGGAGAUCUACGGGAACCAACACGAGCUCGCGAGAACCCAAGCCCAGAUUGCAAUGUACAGAGCUCAACACGACCACCACCACCACCACCACCACCAACAGCAACAGCAACAACAACAAGAACAGCGGGAGACCGCCGACGGAGCCCACGAGCCCGUCGAGCCCACCCCAUUUCUUGGGCCCCCACAGCAGGAUAAUUGUGCCCUAGAGAGAACAUUUCUUGAAUCCAACCAUUUUCCAGAUUUUUUCUGAAAAAAUAAAAUUUGCCACAACCUAAAUCAAUAAGUCCAAGGGAAAGGGAAGGAAAAGGGAUUGUUAAAUUCUUUUUAAUUCGUUGCAAUAAUAAGUCAAUAAAGAGGAAGGAUUUAUUCCGUAGUUUUUUGCUUCCGCUUCUUCUUCUUAUAAAAUAUCAAUAGAACAGCUAAUUGAAACAGAUUUCACUUACAUUUUAGAGAAAAAAAAAAAAGAAAGAAAGAAACUGAUUCAUUUCAUAUAGCUCUGUUUAAACCAAUUUUUUAUUGUCCAUGACCACAUUAGAGAUACAAUCUUUCGCGCAAUUUAGUAUAAGAGUAAACAAUAUCUAUCUAAAAAGAGGAGAACGUGCUAAAUCCGUCUAAACUUUUGCACAAUUUGAGAUCAUCAUUUAAAUUUUGAAGAUACCAGAAAAUCACCUGAACUAUCUUUUUAUAUAUAUAUAUAUAUAUAUAAAACUCCUUUGAAGGUUUUUUUUUUUUUAUAAAUACGAAGCUAUCGUGAUAU
Ananas comosus (pineapple) is the source of this 1065-nucleotide messenger RNA. RefSeq names its product LOB domain-containing protein 23-like. NCBI's taxonomy places the organism in Eukaryota, Viridiplantae, Streptophyta, Magnoliopsida, Poales, Bromeliaceae. The record is from RefSeq and is a predicted model, not a curated record. The coding region runs from base 1 to 558 and encodes 185 amino acids. The transcript is spliced from 2 exons.